Messenger RNA from Lottia gigantea (owl limpet), 1092 nucleotides. RefSeq lists its product as hypothetical. Bases 1 to 1092 code for a protein of 363 amino acids. The transcript has 10 exons. Lineage: Eukaryota; Metazoa; Mollusca; Gastropoda; Lottiidae. Gene Ontology annotation, molecular function: transmembrane transporter activity. Gene Ontology annotation, biological process: transmembrane transport. The record is from RefSeq and is a predicted model, not a curated record.
AUGCCUUCUUAUUCAGAGUUUCGUACGUUUAGAUUCCUCAUAUUAUUCUGUGGAUGUAUGUUAACAUUUGGAUCAUUCUUCUCCUUUGAUAUGCCAAGCACUAUUCAAACAGAAUUACAGGAAUUACCGGUGGAUUGUGAUGAAAAUGGAUCAUUUCUAGAUGUUGAUAAUGCUACUUCAGAAUUUAAUGUAACCUGUUGUACUGGAUGUCUUGGACUAGGUCCAUUACAUUAUAAUCUAUUAUUUGCCUUGUAUGCAUGGACUGCCUCUAUCAAUGUAUUAAUAGCUGGUGUUCUGGUAGAUAAACUAGGAACUAAAUUUGGAGCUGUGCUAUAUGGUUCCUUAUCACUAUCAGGUAGUCUGAUAUUUGCUCUAUCUAUAGUCAAAGGACUAAGAAAUACAGAAUAUAUGUUCCCAAUGUUAAUGAUAGGCCGAUUUUUACUGGGAAGUGGAAACAGUGGUAUGAGAAUUGUUCAAGAUAGGGUGACAGCUUUCUGGUUUCGUCACAAAGAAUUAUCUCUGGCAUUUGGUAUCUGUUUAACAUUUUCACGACUUGGGAGUGUCUUUAACUUUUUGGUUACAAGUGUUGUGGUUAAAAAAUUUGGUUUAGAAGUUUUGUUUUGGGCAAGUAGUGUCUUAUGUUGUAGUGGUUUCCUAUUUGUUGUUUUGAUGUCUUUCUUGGAUCAAUAUGGUUUGAAGAAAUUGAACAAAGCAGAUAAAGAAGUAAGAAGAACUCUGGAAUGUAAGGAUAUCCGUGAUUUUUCUGCAACUUAUUGGAUAUUAACAAUAGUAACAAUGUUGUCUUAUUCAACCAUUAUUCCAUAUAUUGCUGAUUCAAGUAAAUUGUAUCAAGAUAAAUAUGGUUAUAACCAACAUAUAGCAUCUUAUAUAGCUGGAGCUCCUUAUUAUAUAGCAUUAUUAGGAGCUCCUAUACUUGGUAUCUUAGUGAUUACUAUGUGGCCCUCAGUACCACUGCUUGUCAAACCUAGAGCAUUAGGUAUAGCCAUGGGAAUACUGACAUCAUUUCAAUUUAUUGGUAUUGGUAUAGCUAAUCUGGUUAUGGGUAAAUUACUGAAUCUUCGUGGCCCGUAA